AUGAAGUUAAACUCUGCUACUGAUGCUUUAAAUGUUCCAAUUGAUAAUUUAUCUCAAGAUGUUAAAACUUUAUGGUCUGAAAUGACUUUAAAAUUCCCAAAUGCUGUUUCAAGUUUAGAAUUUUGGUCAAAACCAAAACCUUUUACUAAAAAAUUAAAUGGUUGGGAUUUCCAUGUUAAUAAUGAGAAUUUACCAAACCAUUCCCUUAGAGUUAAAAAAACUCCAGAAUCUUUAGGUGUUGAUAAAGUUAAACAAUAUUCAGGUUAUUUGGAUGUUGAAGAUGAAGAUAAACAUUUCUUUUAUUGGUUCUUUGAAUCAAGAAAUGACCCAAAAAAUGACCCAAUCAUCUUGUGGUUAAAUGGUGGUCCAGGUUGUUCUUCAUUAACUGGGUUAUUCUUUGAAUUGGGUCCUUCGUCAAUUGAUGAAGGUAUUAAACCAGUUUAUAACAAACAUUCCUGGAAUUCAAAUGCUUCAGUUAUCUUUUUAGAUCAACCUGUUAAUGUCGGUUAUUCUUAUUCUUCAAGCUCAAUUACUGAUACUGUUGCUGCUGGUAAAGAUGUUUAUGCAUUUUUAGAAUUAUUUUUCCAACAAUUUCCUCAAUAUAAAGAUUUGAAAUUUCAUAUUGCUGGUGAAUCUUAUGCUGGUCAUUAUAUUCCAGUCUUUGCCUCUGAAAUCUUAUCUCAUGAAGAAAGACAAUUCAACUUAUCUUCAGUUUUGAUUGGUAAUGGUUUAACAGAUCCUUUAACUCAAUAUAAAUAUUAUGAACCAAUGGCUUGUGGUGAAGGUGGUGAACCUUCAGUUUUACCAGAAGAAGAAUGUGAAGCUAUGCUAAAUUCUCAAGAUCGUUGUUUAUCAUUGAUUGAAUCUUGUUAUGAAUCUCAAUCAGUUUGGUCUUGUGUCCCUGCUGCAAUUUAUUGUAAUAAUGCUCAAAUGGGUCCAUAUCAAAAAACUGGUCGUAAUGUUUAUGAUAUUAGAGAAAUGUGUGAAGGUGGUUCAUUAUGUUACACUGGGUUAGAAUAUAUUGAUAAAUAUCUGAACAGAGAUGAUGUUAAAGAAGCUUUAGGUGCUGAAGUUGAUAAUUAUGAAUCUUGUAACUUUGAUGUCAACAGAAACUUUUUAUUUGCUGGUGAUUGGAUGAAACCAUAUCAUAAAGCUGUUACUGACUUGUUGGAAUCAAAAUUACCUGUUUUAAUUUAUGCUGGUGAUAAAGAUUUCAUUUGUAACUGGUUAGGAAAUGAAGCUUGGACUAAUGUUUUACCAUGGUCAGGUGCUGAUGAUUUUAGUUCUGCAAAAGUGAAAUCUUGGAAUGUUAAAGGUAAAGAAGCUGGUAAAGUUAAAAACCACGAAAAUUUCACAUUCUUGAGAGUCUAUGGUGCUGGUCAUAUGGUUCCAUAUGAUCAACCUGAAAAUUCAUUAGAUUUCUUCAACAAUUGGAUUGGUGGUAAUUAUGCUAUUAACAACUAA
Molecule: messenger RNA, 1464 nt
Organism: Hansenula anomala
Lineage: Eukaryota; Fungi; Ascomycota; Saccharomycetes; Phaffomycetales; Wickerhamomycetaceae
Gene: PRC1
Product: carboxypeptidase C PRC1
Exons: 2
Coding region: 1-1464 (487 amino acids)
Biological process (GO): proteolysis
Cellular component (GO): fungal-type vacuole
Molecular function (GO): serine-type carboxypeptidase activity
Source: RefSeq, a predicted model, not a curated record